Messenger RNA from Fusarium vanettenii 77-13-4, 1680 nucleotides. RefSeq lists its product as uncharacterized. Gene Ontology annotation, molecular function: DNA-binding transcription factor activity, RNA polymerase II-specific; zinc ion binding. Bases 1 to 1680 code for a protein of 559 amino acids. Gene Ontology annotation, biological process: regulation of transcription by RNA polymerase II. Lineage: Eukaryota; Fungi; Ascomycota; Sordariomycetes; Hypocreales; Nectriaceae. The record is from RefSeq and is a predicted model, not a curated record. The transcript has 6 exons.
AUGGCUGGUCCCGGUGGUGGUCCUCCUCGCCGCAGCCACACCAAGUCCCGCAAGGGCUGUGACACCUGCAAACGCCGACACAUCCGCUGUGACGAGAACUUCCCUCAAUGUCGCAACUGCACCAAGCACAAGAUCCGAUGCCCGUACAACGAUGUGCAGGUUCCCGAUGCUGAGCGAUCUACCACUCCCGACAAGCCCGACCUCAUGUGGACGCCCCAGAUCGAAGCCGCCAUCGCCGAGUGGCAGAGGACGGGAAUCUUCCCGCUCCCGAGCCUUGGUCUGUAUCCGGCUCCCAUGCCUCAUCUCUAUUCGCUCGAAGACCUCCGAUUGAUUUACCACGUCGCCACUCUGUACUACCAGCUGGCCACCAUCGAUGCGAAUAACUUCACCCUCUGGACUCGCCACAUCCCAACUCUCCUCCGAAUCGGCGCCACAACCCCCUACGUGAUGCAUGCGCUGCUCGCCUUUUCCGCCAUGCAUAUUGCUUUCCUCACCGACUGCCCUCUGGUCGGCAGCCUGGCAUAUGAACAUCGAGGCAUUGCUCUCAAGGGUCUGCAGGAGGCCAUUGGCUCCUUUUCUCGAGAGACGUCCGACGCCAUCUUGGCUGCGUCUCUUGUGCUCUCCUGGCAAGCCACCGACUGGCGCAGCUGGACACAGCUGAUGCAGGGCACCUCCUCGGUGAUCGACGCAAUGGACGCUUGGAAACACGAAUCCCAGUUUGGAGACUUCAUCGCCGAGAGCAGCACCUUUCCCACGGCUCCGCCCUCCCCUGGACAGGACCAUCGUCCCAGCCAGCCGCGACCCGAGGAUCUUGAGGCUUUCCAGCGCACGCUCGAGCAGGUUCAAAAGGUGGAGGCUCAUCUCAAGCACCACAAGGAGGACACCACUCAGAUCCAGCAUCUCAUUGGCUUCCUCCGUGGUUCUCGCAAGAUCAGCCCCACGCUCUCGAUUGCCCAGCAGUUUGAGAGGCUCCGGCCGCUUCGGACCUGGCUCUUCUGGAUGCCCGUGAACUAUCUGCAGAACUACCAUGGCUCUCCCAACUCGCUGGUCGUCAUUGCUCAUCUGUACACUGUGGCCCUCCUCAUGGAGCGACUCUUCCCUGAGAUUGGUGCUGCCUACUUUGGCAGUCUGUCCAUCUCUCCUGUUGAGGAAAUUGCUCGGCGUCUCAUGUCCAUCAAUGUCUCUGGUGCCAGGGGCGAACUCCAGACGCCUCUCACGCUCAUGGAGUUCCCCAUUGACACUAUCAGUGAGUUCCGAUCACGAAUGGGCUGGCUGCACCCGGAGAGGACUCCGUCGUUCCCGCAGUUCAACCCUCCCAACUUCACUGUUCAAGAGGAGAUGCCGAGCAACGAGUACCUGUAUGGGAACCCUGCCUUCAGCUACAGCACUGAGGAGAUGCCAAUGCUCAAUGCGUCUGGACCACCACCGUCGUCGGUGAGCCCUCUGGUUCUCUCGUCGCCGUACCCAGCGCAGCAGUACCUCAAUGUUCCGUCUCCAGCGUACACGGGAGCCUACAGUCCAGCUUCGUCCACCUUUGAGGGUUCCGUUGCGUACAGCGAUACCGAGGAAUACAGCACCUGGGACAUGAACGCCCUGCAAGGCGGGCCUCCCACGAUGCACGAUUCUCCUCACAACUAUGGCGUCGGGUUCGUCACUCCUGUCCAGACCGUGUGGAUUUAG